AUGGCGCCUCUUGACAGCUGGGCGCUGCGCUUGAUCCCCGCGAUCACCUUGCUCAUUGCGAGGACUCAAGCCCGUAUCGAGUCCCCAAGCGAUAUUCUCACAAACCUGGGGCCAUACCUUUCUCCAGAUGCAAAUAUCUACUUGCCGGAUGCUCCUCAGUUCGCCGCGGCGACGCAGAGAUGGUCGCCUUAUGGUACACCCAACUUCACCGUUGUCGUGGAGGUAGCAGUAGAAGAAGAUGUGGUCAACACGGUUCAAUAUGCUAAUGAGAAUGACAUACCCUUCCUCGCAGUGAAUGGUGGCCAUGGGACCAUCUCAACCUUGUCAACCCUACAGCAUGGUCUUGAAAUUUGGCUGCAUAGGCUAGACUCAGUAACCAUCUCGGAAGAUGGACAAUCAGCUACAUUCGGGGGAGGGAUUAAAUCAGGGAAUGUGACCCAAGCACUCUGGGAAAUAGGCAAACAGACUGUUACAGCAGAUGGAAGCCUUCUGACGGUGUCGCCCGACGGUCCUACAAGUGACCUCUGGUGGGCCAUGCAAGGCGCUGGUCACAAUUUCGGAAUCGUCACGUCAAUCACGUCGAAGAUCUAUGAUGUUCCAUAUGAUGGUAUGUGGGCGUGGGAAUAUCUGAUCUUCACCCAUGACCAGUUAGAGGAUCUAUUCGCUCUUUUUGAUCAGCUCUCGGCAAUUCAACCGCCAGGAUUUAUGAUUUGGACAGUGAUUAGCCGCAAUCCUGAGGUGGAUAUGGAAAAUCCUGUCAUUCAAGUCAACUUUCUUCGCGAAGGCGUCCCGACUAUUGAAGACGAAUACCUACGCCCCUUCCGCGAGCUGUGCUAUCAAGUUGCCGACAAAGCCACGGGCUUAUUCACGGAUAUUCCGAAAUGGAUUGAAACAGGGUUUGACACCCAGAGCUGUCGAUUCGGGGGCCCCUCAAAGGUGCGGUAUCCGAUCAGUUUCCCGAAAUACAACAUCGAAGCCCAGCGCGCGAUGUUCGAUGCAUUCGCUGAAGGAACCGCGGGCUCGUCGCCAUACAAUCACUCUAUGAUUCUGGUCGAACAAUACUCAGUCCAGGGCGUGCAAGCCAUUCCCGAAUAUUCAACGGCCUUCCCUCAUCGACAGGACAACCUUCUGCUCUCUCCUGUCCUCGUUUAUACGCCAUCUGCUGGUCUUGACGCCGGCGCAAAGGAGUUUGGAGAUAACUUGCGACAGAUUCUUCUCGAGGGGACAGAUUCGGAUGAAUUACAUGCAUAUGUCAACUAUGCUUCCGGGGAUGAAGGACCGGAGAGCUGGUAUGGGUAUGAGCCGUGGAGAAUUAAUCGGCUGCAGGCGUUGAAGGCGCAAUAUGAUCCCGAAGAGAAACUCACAAUAUUUCCUCUGGCGCCCUCUCUUCGAAUCACCGAAUACCUCCUGCGACGAGGCAGGAUUCGGGCCCCCAUAAUGUCCCUCGUCCCUGUCGACACCGCGUUCAAGGUGCCUCCUCCCGACCCAGUCGAAGAACCGCCCAAGGUCGCCAUCACACCUUGCGAUCCGCCUGCGACAUAUUAUUUUGAGGGAGGGCUGCGGCGCGUGCGCCCUUAUCAUUACACCUACAAUACCUACUGCAAGGAGCGAUGGAGGGAUAGGGAGUUGGUAGAUAUCUUCACGUCGGAGUUUCGCGACCGACCACCGGAGUACUAUAUAAAAGCCCUCGAGGACGGAAAAGUGUGUCUCAAUGGUAAACCAGCCGGCCCCAACACCAUCGUCAAGAACGGCCAGGUCAUUUCGCAUACCCUUCACCGGCACGAACCCCCUGUCACAGGCAACGAGAUCGGGAUUAUCCAUGAGGAUGAUGACUUGCUUGUGAUUGACAAGCCGGCCGGAGUCCCCGUCCACUCUACUGGGCGAUACCACUUUAACUCAAUCAUCGAGAUCCUGCGCUCCAAGUACGGCCAGCAAUUCACCCCACGGCCAUGCAAUCGUCUAGACCGCUUGACUUCCGGCGUCAUGUUCAUUGGCAAGACAAUCCAGGGCGCGAGCAUGAUGACUGAGAAGCUUAAGGCCCGGGCUCUGCAGAAGGAAUAUGUCGCGCGUGUGAAGGGCAAGUUCCCGGACGGAGUCAUUAUCUGCGACCAGCCCAUUAUGUCCGUUAGCCCCAAGCUCGGUCUCAAUCGAGUACGUGCCACAGGGAAGGAGGCCAAAACCAAAUUCCGCAGGCUGGCCUAUUACCCUCCGACACCCCCCGUCGCGGAGACCCGAGCAGAGGAUGAUGGCGCACGCCCUGCCACUCCUCCGCCGUCAUACCUCAAUGAAUCAGAAGGCUACAGUAUCGUGCACUGCCUGCCAUUGACUGGCCGAACACAUCAAAUCCGAGUCCACCUCCAGUUCCUGGGCCACCCGAUUAGCAACGACCCGAUCUAUUCGAACCGCCGCGUAUUCGGGCCCGAGCUCGGCAGGAACGAAGCCACCGCCGAGCACGACGACGAGAUUAUCGACCGUCUAAUGAAAAUGGGCCGCACCGAGCUCCCAGAAACAGUCACCUACCGGACACAUCUCACAACGGCACCCCUUGUUCCACCAGGUACUGACUCGUCCGUCGUCGAGGCCAUCAUGUCGCGUGAGCACGAAGCCGCAGUCGAAGCUUACCACAAGCGCAAGGGCGAGAAGCUCUCCGGCGAAAUCUGCGAUGUCUGCGGGACAGAGCUUUACACGGACCCUGGGGUGCACGAGCUAGGAAUCUUCCUCCACGCCGUGGCUUACUCGGAUCACGAUGGUGCAUGGAAGUAUCGCAGUAAAAUGCCUUCGUGGGGUCUUCCGCCAGCAGGUCUGGAUGGACCGCGCGAAGCACCGGAUUGGGAACCUGUCCCUGAAGAUGAGGAGAUUGUUAUCGGUCACGGAACGAUUCCUGAUAUCGACGGGGAGGAUAGCGUACCUGCGCUGGUGCAGGGGGUGGGACUGGUUGAUAUUUCGUCUGCACGACAAGCGCAGGAGCAAGGCGCUUCUGCUGCUGCUGCUGCUGCUGCUGCUAACGGAGUAUAGAGCACCUACAAAUAUGAAACCAUCAUACAUGAAAAGUUGUCAAUAUUUCCCCUGCUUGGUUAAAAGAUUUGGUGUUUGCAUACAUGCAUGGGCAUACUAGGUGUUUGUCUAAACAUUUACGAGCUAUGAUAGAUAGAUCAGUAUACAUAUACAUACAUUAUUAUAUAUAUAUAUAUAUACCAAUCCAAU
Aspergillus ochraceoroseus IBT 24754 is the source of this 3204-nucleotide messenger RNA. RefSeq lists its product as uncharacterized. Bases 1 to 3015 code for a protein of 1004 amino acids. Gene Ontology annotation, molecular function: pseudouridine synthase activity; RNA binding; oxidoreductase activity. Gene Ontology annotation, biological process: pseudouridine synthesis. The transcript is spliced from 7 exons. The record is from RefSeq and is a predicted model, not a curated record. NCBI's taxonomy places the organism in Eukaryota, Fungi, Ascomycota, Eurotiomycetes, Eurotiales, Aspergillaceae.